AUGGUUGAGAUACCCGUCAUAGUCACACCUCCAGACUGCCAUCCGUUCACAAACAUACCAGAUAACGGAGACCAGCCUGGCAUUCUACCGGGAGAUCCUGAUUUUUCUCCCGUCGCCCACGAGGUGAAAUUCACCAGCCCCCCGAUGACAGCGGCACCAGUCCCUGUCGUCGCCAUGGUGUCAGAAGGCACCCAAACCGAAUCACCAAAUCACACACCGGGACCAGAGGCUUCGCCUGUCAGGACGUUUAGCCCAUGCAAUCCCCUGAGCCCAACUCGCUCCCACUCCGACUCCAAACCUCACUUUCCUCCCUUCCCACCGUGGAGGGAGCUCCGUCACCGCAUAUACGGCCCCCAUCCGGUUCACCCUGGAUCGGCCGUCGUCAACGAGGGAAAAGUCGAGGGCUACCUCUCGCCUCCCGAAGAGCCGCCCAAAUGCCCCAUGACGCCACAGGCCGACCUCUACGACGGCCAGUCACCGUCCACGUUUGGCAUGCAGUUUGACCGGCCGUCCAAAACAUAUUGGCGCCGCAACUCCAAGCCGGCCACGUGUGCCCAGAACUACGAGGACCACAAGCACCGCAUGCUCAUGGAGUGGCUCGAAAGGAGGAACUCCGUGUGA
Messenger RNA from Fonsecaea erecta, 621 nucleotides. RefSeq lists its product as hypothetical. The coding region runs from base 1 to 621 and encodes 206 amino acids. NCBI's taxonomy places the organism in Eukaryota, Fungi, Ascomycota, Eurotiomycetes, Chaetothyriales, Herpotrichiellaceae. The record is from RefSeq and is a predicted model, not a curated record. The transcript has a single exon.